AUGGCGAUGUUUCUCAAUCGGCUCAUCAGGAACAAUGCACCUGAAGGCGUCGAGUUGGAUGGGGUGCAACCGGCGGGUGCCGAUUCCAAGCUAGACGCCUCGAUCGAUCCUUUUGAUGAGGCGGCGAUCAAAGGUGAGAGCCUUUCCAACCCACAGGAUGACCUUUUGAUUGGUACCAAGCCAAGCGAAGAAGAAGAAGACAACGACGACCAAGAAGACCCCAAACAACAGAGACGACGGGACAACCGACGAACCAGCGGAAGGCGUUCCAGCCGAAGUACGAGCCGUGGCCGUCGCAGCAGAAGUUCCAGCUCCGUUCGAGAUCCAAGCAGCAGAAGUGUCAGCCGCAGCAGUCGAGGCAUUGGUAGUAGGAACUCCAGCUCCCGCUCUCUUCGAGAUCCUCGAAGCAGGAGUACCUCGGUCAGCAGUAGUCGGGGCAACAGGAGAACAUCGAGUCAUGGCGGUGGGUUGGACAAAGGAGCAGUGAAGCAACAACAAAUCAUGCAGAUGCUGGAAGCCAAGUUCGUUUCAUCGGCGGCAUCGGAAGCUCCCUCUGGUCUCGAGAAAAAGACACAGUCGUUGCCAAGCUUUCACCGCCGUACCAGUAGCAGCAAGGACCAAAGCAAGACAGGCAAACGAAACUGGAGUCCUCAUGACAGCUGGAGUCCCCAAAACACCACCGUAAAUGACGGCGCCACCAUCACUAGCAGCAACAGCAGCAGCAAUUCAAUGCAUCGAAGCGCUUCCAACCCAGGGUUGACGAUCACGAAGACGGCGCCGAAAUCGAGAGAUCGUCUGACAAAGCACCCCAGCCGAUCCAACUUGCAGUCUCGCUCCGCUGACUUUCGGAGCAAUAUCACCACCAAGCAGAGUGACACCGAGACAAAGAGUGCUCCAAAGCCACCGGCGGCAAAAACUCCAAGGAGACGACGAGUCAAUUCCUUUAGCAGUGAGAGAAUGAUGAAAAUCCAACAAACUCCCGGAAAUGACACAUGUGCUGACUGCCCCACCAAGAGUCCAGCGUGGGCAGUCUUCCUCAAGAAGAAGAAUCAGGAGGGUGCCAAAAUGGCUGUCUUAUGCUGCCGCAAAUGCGCACAGCAUCACCACUACAUGCUAGGCGAGGAUCGUUGCAAAAUCAAAUACAUCAAAAUGGCGCACGAAUGGACGGAAAUCAACUUUCAAAUCUUGGAAGGAAGCGGAAACGCUGCUGUCAACGAGAUCUUUGAAGCCAGACUCACCGACAGGAGAUUCUGCAAAAAUGUUGUCAUGGACGACGAAAAGCGGGAGAAGAAGAGAAGAGCCAAAUUCAUCAAGAAAAAGUACAAAAUGAGAAAGUAUGUUGCUAGGGACGACGAGGAACGCGAACGUGCUGCGAAGCGCCGGGAAACCAUCCGCCGACGAGCGAGUUCCCGCCAGCGCCGUUCUUCUUCGAGACAACUUCGUGCAAGUGAUAUGCAUCUUAGGCGAGCCAGCACCACCACGUCAACCCGAAAGCAAAAAGACGAUCCUCCCCUCGUGCGAGCCAAUACUACUCCUCCCACGACAACACCCGAGUCUCCCAUCCAACGCCGAGAAGAAAAUACGCUACCAGAGCCUGAUAUUAUGUUGCCCAUCAUCAAACCAUCACCCAUUGUGCGAUCCAUAAGUAGUCCAACGCAAAAACGCCAACGCCACUCGGUUGCCAUCGACCAAUUACAACGUCGUGAACUUGAUGCCAUGCGCAUUACCCUGCACGAUCUGCCACCGCUUAUACGAUCCACAACGACCCCAAUGCCAAAUGUGCGCCGUGAUUCUUAUGCGUCUCAGUCAGGUACAACCAUCGACAAUUUAAAAUCAAAUUUGGACGCAUCGUGCAACCGACUCGAACAACGAUUCCAACAAAAGGUACUCGAACGGCAGAAGCUACUGGAACGACGGAGGCUUUUGGAUGAUUCCAAGUGCAACAGCCUCGAGACAACCGCAGCGGCUACAAAACCGGAGUCAUCUCCCUCUUUAGGUACGGACUCAAAACAGAACAGGGCCAGCCGAUCCAAGCGAUUAGCUGCAGAUGCAGACAGCCAGGACGACACGAUUGCCUCAGCAGAGCAAGACGGGACCGAUACCUCACCGAGUCAGGAACCCUCGUUGUCCCACAAGAACCGGAUCACCAGUCUGAAUUCGCUCUCCUCUGUGAAUAGACAAGGUUCACGUGAUGGCAAUCCACUCUCGCGCCACAAGAAGAGCAAAAGCUAUUGCUCCAUGUCAAAGGUUGACUCGAUGGAUGCGACUGCCAAAAGUCAAGAGACGAAUUACCUGCCUUGCGCUCUGAAACUCGAACCAAUGAGAAGGGUAUCCAACAAAACUGCCAACACGCAUGGGGUGCAUGAGAAAUGGUCUGCCAUGACUACCAAUCCAAUCGUAGGGCAGUAG
Seminavis robusta is the source of this 2409-nucleotide messenger RNA. The record is from the annotation of a GenBank genome assembly. Lineage: Eukaryota; Bacillariophyta; Bacillariophyceae; Naviculales; Naviculaceae.